This is a messenger RNA of Chelonus insularis, 1250 nucleotides long. RefSeq names its product transmembrane protein 70 homolog, mitochondrial. Bases 318 to 1004 code for a protein of 228 amino acids. Gene Ontology annotation, cellular component: mitochondrial membrane. Gene Ontology annotation, biological process: mitochondrial proton-transporting ATP synthase complex assembly. The transcript has 3 exons. The record is from RefSeq and is a predicted model, not a curated record. NCBI's taxonomy places the organism in Eukaryota, Metazoa, Arthropoda, Insecta, Hymenoptera, Braconidae.
UCGUUCUAAGAUCGAUCAUAAUAUGGCGCUAACAUCAGUUUGUUAAUGAAAGCCGAUUGUUUAUCACAAGCUACCACGAAACUCCAAAAACAGUGAAAAUAAACAAACAAUUCUUCUUUUAAUUAAUAAAUCAAUAUUAAUCAUAAUUUCGUGUUAAAUUUAUUUUUAAAAAGCUUACUUUAAUUUAAAUCAUACUUUAGAUCUUAUUGUUAACCUCUCAGUAGGUUAUGAUCAUCUAGUGACCACUCAUGUGGAUGUUUUCUUUUUUUAAUUAAAUUAUUUAACAAAUUUACGAUAUAAUCAGUUAUUUCAUUAGUAUGUACCUCUUGAUAAGAACCCAAACAAUUGCUCAGAGAUGUUGUCAUCGAGUAUUUUCUGACAUAAAAUGCUAUUCCAAGAUAUUUUCUUGUGAAAGGAAUUUAAAGGCUUUAUCAUCCAUUCAGUCUCGAUCUUACAGCAAAAAAGAAGAUGUGACACUGAAUGCUGAACUUAUUUAUCAUGGCAAAUUGUCCAAAAGUAUUAAAUAUGUCAAGAUAUUUUCAAUAAGUACAUCUGCAAUAAGUCUUGCCAUUCAACCAUGGAUUUUUCCAAAAAUUAUAGAAACUGGAAGUAUUCCAGCUUUGAUGACAGGAAUAAUCAUUUUUGGAGGCUUUGCUUUCAUUACACCUUUAUUUCUACAUCUAAUAACUAAUCGAUAUGCACUUGAUUUAUAUUAUGACAAACGACGAGAUGUGUACGUUGCAACAACAUAUACCUUAUUUGCUACCAUAAGACAGAUUGAAUUUACACCAGAUGAUAUAACAAAACCAGGUAAUAUGCAGUUGAUGACGACUUGUUUCGUCAAAAAGAAGCCAAUAUUUUUUGAUUACAAUGAUUUCAAAGAUUUAAAUCACUACAGUCGUAUACUUGGUUAUGAUAAACCGAUGGAUUUUAUGUUGAAUGAAAAACCAAUCCAUCAGUCUAUCAAUGCACCUUCUAACAAUGAGGUCAAGAAGGAUAUGUAAAUAAGUCAAUAAAAUAAUUAAUAGCUAUAUUGUGUUAUUGUCAUUAUUAUUUUAUUAAUAUAAUUGACUAGAGUUGAUAAUAAAAAUCUUAGAAUAGCUGGUUUUCAUGUUAAUUAGAUAAAUACUUCUUUAAAUAAGCUUUUAGCAAUGCAUUUUACGACCAAAGAAAAAUAGGGUGGUUAAAGUAAUGGAUAGCUAUGAUCCAAAAAAAUGGAAAAAUUUUUAAUUUAAUAAAACUAUAAAAAA